CCAAGCUCACUUGACAACAAGGAGAAGAAGAAGGGUGCGAAUUUGAUCGUCUUAUCAGCUCCUGAGUCAGUCUAAGGAAGCAAAUUAAGAAAUUAGGCCGCGCGUUAACAUUAACCUUUGGAAUAAUUUGCAAUCUUUUUUUUGGGGACAGUGUUCAGUCAUCGAAAAUACGGCAUGGACAACCACUUUGCGUUUAUUAUUCGUGGGGAGAAAAUAAGAUGAGGUAGUUCUCGUCGCAUGGAGAAAUCGUGUCGGGAAGGAGGAAAAUUUGUGCAAGUGAAAUUUCAAAGAAGUAUAGUUUUGUGUAUUUCGGAAACUAUGAGAUUUCGGUGAAAUCGUGUCGGGAAAGAAAAUUUGUGCAAGUGAAAUUUCAAAUUUGAAGUUUAGUUUUGUGGAAAAUAUGAGAUUUGGGUGAAAUCGUGAAUUUGUGCGAGUUAAAAAUUUGAAAUUCGAUAGGGUUUUCUGUGCCGUGUAAGAUAUGAGAUUCGUCACGGACAUUGUGGUCAGCCUGUUGAUGGCAAGUAUGGUUUUAGUCCUGGUGGAGAGUGCGAGGAAUCGGACGCGGAGGGAGGAGGACCAGAGUGGCGUCGCACGUGGGAGAAAGGCAUCCCUUGUGAGACGCUUGAUGAAAAAUGGGCGUCGCAUUAAAGAAGGCAGCGUACGUUUAGCCGAGGGUUCGACGGAACAUGAAGGCCGCGUGGAGAUUUACCAUGAUGAUCGAUGGGGUUCAAUUUGCGAUGAUGAGUGGGACGAGCGAGAGGCUGCCGUCGUGUGUCGUCUGCUGGGCUAUAAUGCGAGCACAAAUAGUGGUCCUCCGCACUGGACGCAAUUCUCCGACGUCAAGAUUGACAUCAAAGCGACACACAAUGGGAAAUUUGGACCAGCUCGCGCCCGCUACUGGUUGGACAACGUGUUUUGUGACGGAAAUGAGAAGAAUUUGACAGAAUGUCGCCACGACGGGUGGGGCGUGCACGACUGCACCGAUGCCGAAACCGCCGGUGUCGUUUGCGCCAGAGAAAUCCCGUCCGAUGAAGAAUUCACCUUUACAACGCCACCCCCACCCGUCCAAAAGUUCAAGAGGAAGAGGAUCGAGGAAAUUGAAGUGAAACUUGCCGGUGGUCGGUUACCCAACGAAGGCAGAGUUCUCGUCAGGCUGGGAAAAACGGAGAAAUGGGGCGUGAUCUGCGGGGACGGGUGGUCGUUGCGCGAGGGUGCCGUCGUCUGUCGCCAACUGUCCCUCGGUUUCGCCCAAGUCGCCCCACAGACGGAUUUCUUUGGAGGAAAUCUCUCCUCCUUGGCGACCACGGGGGUGCAAUGUGUGGGGGAGGAGGGCACCUUGAACGACUGUCUCCACCACCACGUCCCCCCCAACGAGACGGCCUUCUGUCCAGGAAAUGGGCGCAACUUUGCUGCCGUCAUUUGCACCGAGAUGCUGCCUGACCUGGUGCCGGAUGCGGUGGAGGUGCAGCGGUCGGCCUACUUGGAGGACAAACAGCUUUACUUUCUCCAAUGCGCGAUGGAGGAGAAUUGCUUGGCAUCCUCCGCCUACAGGCAACAGAGCGAGAACCAUUACGGUUGGCAUUUGGAGACGAGACGGCUUCUCCGCUUCACUGCGAGGAUUGUCAACUCGGGCAAUGCUGACUUCCGUCCGGCCAUCGCCAAACAUUUAUGGCAGUUCCAUGCCUGUCACAUGCAUUAUCACAGUAUGGAAGUAUUCGCCGUAUUUGACGUUUUGGACGCCCGAGGUCGCAAGGUUGCGGAAGGUCAUAAGGCCUCCUUUUGUUUGGAAGAUAAUGAAUGUGUCUCAGGCGGUGAGGCGAAAAAGUACGCAUGCGCGAAUUACGGGGACCAAGGGAUCAGCGUGGGCUGUGCGGAUAUCUACCGGUCAAAUAUUGACUGUCAGUGGAUCGACGUGACGGACGUGGCUCCGGGCAUGUAUACUUUCAAGAUCUCAAUCAACGCAGAAAUGAAAGUGGCGGAACAAACUUUCUCCAACAAUGCCGUCACGUGUGCGCUGCAUUAUUCCGAAGCCGCCGUUUUUGUCACAAAUUGCACCGUAACGCAUCCCUAUUAACGAACCAACGCUUAAAAUACCGACACAGCCAUAAUUUCAAGUUUUUUAUCACAAAACUUCACCAAAUCGAGUUAUUCAAAUACACAAUUUAUUAAAAAGUCUUACUCAAAUUUUACUGCUGAUUAUGUAAAUUUAACUAAUUAUUACCAAAUCCAGUAAAAUAAAACACCAACA
Messenger RNA from Folsomia candida, 2248 nucleotides. RefSeq names its product lysyl oxidase homolog 3A (gene Loxl2). Gene Ontology annotation, cellular component: membrane. The coding region runs from base 479 to 2074 and encodes 531 amino acids. Lineage: Eukaryota; Metazoa; Arthropoda; Collembola; Entomobryomorpha; Isotomidae. Gene Ontology annotation, molecular function: copper ion binding; protein-lysine 6-oxidase activity. Gene Ontology annotation, biological process: peptidyl-lysine oxidation. The record is from RefSeq and is a predicted model, not a curated record. The transcript is spliced from 9 exons.